Pelobates cultripes (western spadefoot toad) is the source of this 19322-nucleotide messenger RNA. NCBI's taxonomy places the organism in Eukaryota, Metazoa, Chordata, Amphibia, Anura, Pelobatidae. The record is from the annotation of a GenBank genome assembly.
CGGUUACUCACCACAUGCAGGAAGUUGUUGGUUUCCCUUAGCAACAGAACGUUGCAAUCUCCUGCGAAUACCAAGCACAGCAUGCCUAUCCUAGUGAAAGAUUACACAUGGCAGCAAACCGACAGAGAGCUCUAUAUCUCUGUGCCCUUAAAGGGGACCCGGGCUGAUGGCUCCAAUGUACUGUGCACAGAGCACUAUCUGAAGGUAAGGCAGCACAGCACCUCACAUUAAUGGGUCACCAGGGACACUCAUCAGUCAUACCUGGUGUGAAGUCUGUUACAUAGUAUUACUAGCAUUAUUAAUAAUACAUACCUAUUAUACUGAACACAUGUAUGCAAUAACUAUCUCCUGGUACCAGCAAUUUGAUCCUUUCUUUUUGCUAUUUUUAUCCAUUGUUGUUAUCUUAACCUUGGGUGUGGGUUAAUUCACUGGGAUUUGAGAAGUUAUACGCCACUUUUAGGAGAUCAUCAUAUAACCUUCCAGUUUAUCAGAUAGGACUAAUACUCCUUUCUGGUGAUUAUUUACAUGUAUGUAUGUGUAUAUAUACAUAGGUUAGGCCAGGUAGAUCCCCAGGUGUUCUAAAACUAUAAUUUCUAUGAUGUCUUGUCAUGAAUCUAAAGGAAUGCAAAGACACACAAACAAAGCACCAUGGGGGUUGUAGCUCUGCAUCAUCUGGGGAUCUACCUUUUGGGCACCUUUGGGUUAGGAGUUAUGGGAUCUCACGUGAAGGGUUAAAUGGAAACUAUAGUGUUGGGAAAAUACUUGUUUUCCUAGCACUAUGGCUUCCCUCUACCUCGCGGCCCCCUAUGAUGGUGCAAAAGGGGUUAAAAAAACCCUCUGACACUAACCUGGGUCCAGCGCCGAUGUCCCUCAGUGCUGGCCCAGGUCCGCCUUCAUUCCUCCCCCACUGACGUCAGCGAGCGGGGGAGACCUAAUGGGCAUGCGUGGCAAUGGCCACGCUCACAUUAUGAUUUACUCAUAUAAAAGCAUUAUACAAUGCUUUCAUAUGGGGGUUCCUGUGAUGCAUGCAUAGUGUGAGGACGUCCAGCGUCAGUCACCUAAAAACCCCGAAAGUCCCUCUAGUGGCUGUCUGGUAGACAGCCACUAGAGGUGGAGUUAACCCUGAAAGGUAAUUAUUACAAUUUCUUAAAAACUGCUAUAAUUACAUUUGCAGGGUUAAAGGACCUUGGACAGUGCACCCAUAUGACUUUAAUGAGCUGAAGUGGUCUGGGUGCCUAUAGCAUGAGUGAGGCUAGAGCUUGCAACUUUUGUAAUAAUAGGGUCCCCAGGUUACGGUUAAUAGUGUUGGGUUAAGAGGAGCUACAAGUCCUCAGGGGUAAUUAACUCUUAUGUUAGGUAGCAGGGUCUAUAGUUGUGGCUAGGGAUUGGUUUUAGGGUCUCGGUGUCGAUGUCCGAAGGAUUAUUAUAUCCUGUUGCCAAUUUAUAUUCCCCCUAGUGAGUUAGACACACUAAAAUACAAUAUUGUGAAAAUACCUGUGUCUGCUAUUUACCAAAGUUAUCACAACUAUUCAGGUCUUUAUUUGCAAGUGACCGUCAGAUAGUGAUUUCAUGGAAAAGCUUGCAUAGAACUUUGUAUAGGAGUACGACUCACAGGAAAAGUUACAGACCUGGCAAAUUUAGUAUGGCCUUCAUUUAGCAGGGGGUGGAUGGGGUAGAACCAACAGGUGAGCUUAUCAGUGAGGCAUUUAAUCUCACUGGCACUAUGGGGGCAUGUUAUCAUAUUUCCCUUGUGUGCCAGGAGGACAGCACUCUCUUUUAUAUUGAAAAGAAUGGUACCUGUGUCAUGUGUCAAAUGAUAAAAUUAUCUGGGUCUAUUUUCUUUUCUCACUUUGUACCGGUAUCUCUGAUUAUAUCCAUCUUUCUGUAAUCCUACUAUGAUUAUUGCAAAAUUGUAAUUAUAAAGUACCUUGGGCUUACAAUAAAAGAGCUACUGAAAGGACACUCUAAGCACCAUAACUGGACAGUGUGCUACAGUGGUUAUGGUGCCAGGAGUCCCCUUGUGCCAUUCUCUGGUAAGGAGUCAAAUUGUUUUCAUUUUGUUUGACACUUAUCUUAUCUUAAUCUCUUUGGCUACUGCAGACCUCACAAGUCUUCUGUGGUAUCGCAAAAGUAAAAGUUCCCAUUCCGCUUUAGCAAUAUCAGUCUUGUCUCUAUGUGGACUUAAUUAAUUGGCUGAGACUCUCAGCUGUAGUAUUUCAUACAAACUCUGUAGCUUUAAUGUUUAAUGACUCCUGGUUAUUUCUUUCUGACUCCUAAAUUUGUCAGCGCCUUCCCAGUGUGUUUAGCCCUUAGGUAAGCACGUUGGCGUCCUCUGUAUGUUUAUAACUCGGACGAGUCUGGUAACAUUUCCUUAUAGAAUUCCUGAUGGGAGUGUGUUAACAUACCUGUUUAUUACCCCUCAGGUCAGUUUUCCUCCUUUUCUGUUUGAAGUCUUUCUAUUCUCUCCCAUUGAUGAGUCCAGAAGCAUCGCCAAGAUUGGAAAUGGAAUUAUCCUGUUUACGCUAUAUAAACAAGUUCCUUCUGUGUGGGAUACUCUGACAGCGGAAAGUUGUAAGUAUAAGUCACCAAUAUUUUACAAUACGUUUUUUCCCCCAAAAACCUGACUAGAAUUUUAUACACCAGUGAUAUUUUGCUGGUUACUGUUUUGUGAGUAGAUAGAAUUUUUUUUGGAGGGGGAGGGGUUCUUUACUUUUUCUCUUUAUAUCUCUUGACUGGGUUGGAGCUUCAGUGAAAUUCCAUGGGGGGAAAAGGGGAGUGACUGUGCCGCUCUAAAGCCUUGUUGUGGUUGGCCAGUAAAUUACACACUUUUUUGGGGUGUUUUUAAUAGAUACAAUGUUGCAUAUAGUCAUGACGUGUUAUUCACCUAUGUUUUAGUGGAUAAGAAAGAGAUGCAAAGUAUACGUGAAGAGGCAAUUGCACGAGUGCAGGAGAAGGCCAAGCAAGAUAUUCAAGCCAAGGCUGUUGUGAAAAGAGAAAAUGAAAAAUAUUCCCUUGAGGUUAUGAUGAAGGUAUACUUUUAUUUACUCCGCUUUUAAGAAGCUACCUAAAUUGAUGUGGGCAGUCCUUAUUGUAUGCAAAGGCAAUGCAAGUAGCAAAGAGGAACCCCUGACGCAGCCCCUGACGAAGGUGUCUUUAUACACCGAAACGUGCGUCGGGCGUUAGCAUGUCUUAUUUUAUUUCACUUUAUUAUUUUCACUAGGGAUUUUGCACUACACGAUAUGGGUAUUUAGACCCAAGUUACACUUGCAUUGUUUGGUGUCUAGCUAGUUAUGAUUUAGGAGGAUUAGGUACUUGGCGUGAUCUCAUCGAGUGAGUUUUAGCUUCGAACACCCAUGAAGGUGUUAUAGGAGAACAGGAUUCAGGAUUGAGGACUUUAAACAGAUUUAUUAUCUUCUGUGUAAAUAUUUAGCAACUUAGUAUUUUUGAGACAAGGGGGGCAGUAAUUACAAUAUCUGGUUCUCAUAGUGAACUAUAUUUUCUUUUCCCCCCUUUCUCUCUUUUUCCUUUUCCUCUUUCCUUUUUUUCUUUGCUCCCCAACUCCUAUUUAUAUUCAUAGGUUUAAAGCAAUUUUCUUUUUCGCUCACAUUAAACUAUUUGAAGGUCAUUAGCCUAUUUUCUAUUUCCUCACAUUAAGUCCUAUUGACAAUAUAAGUUAUUUGGACUAUUGCUUAUUUGAGGCAGUUGUAUCAUUAUCACCACCAUAUUAGCUAUCAUUGGGGAUUUAGUACAUUGUCCCUCUGGGUUUUUUGGUUAUUUUAAUUAAAGACUUAAUAAAGGUACACGUUUAUUUUUCAUACCAAGGACAUUUGAGGAUAUAUUUGUAACUUGUGUUUCAAAUGCUCUUUUUCUUCCCCUCGUAUAAGCUUUUCAUACUAGCUAGCUAAUUUUUUGUAUUGUUUCAUUAUUGUUGUCCAUUUACUUUUUUGCAUGCCUUUUGAUCUCCCUAGUGGGAGAUUAUCUCUAUUUUUUAGUUUAUUAAUUGAUUCGGGUACAAGCCCUGUGUGGAGCUGGCACCACCAUCUGACCACUCUGCCCUGUAUUUACCUCUCAUACUCCUCUUUUCCAUCUCUUGGAGUUGACUGGUUAACAAGGCGUUAAUGUUCUUUUUUGUAUUCCCAUAUUGACCAAUACGCUACUUGAUUUUGGCCUCUAAUGGGUUAAAAAAAAAUAAUUAUGUACAGGUUGUUCUUCUUUUUUUUUCUUCUUAAAAGUACCUGCUCCAUUAUACUUCUGGCAGUGACUUAAAGUGUGUUAGACCUAACAGAGACCCCGUAGAAAUGGGCACUUAAUAGCACUAUAUAUGGAUUUUCUUAGCUUGUGUGAAGUCAUUGAUAAAGUCAGCAUUGUUUUACAGUCUAUUUAUUGUGGUAUGUAUAUGUUAUUUGUUUGUUUAUUUAUAAAGGAGCAAGAAACACCAUAUAAACUGCUGAUAGGCAUUCCAGUGCCAAGGGACAGGGCCAGUUCCACUGUAAGGGAAAUUAGGUACUCACCUAGGGAUUCAGCUCUGUGGGGUCAGCCUACUGCUGCACAGGCUGACAGGAAGAUCUAAUGAUCACCUUAAGUGGCCCUGCACCCCUCAAGUACUUAGCUUUUGGUUAAAACUCUGGUGGGUGCAGAUCACAAUCCGUUUCCUUGGAGCAUCUGGGUGACUGUCAGCGCUGGUGCUGGGUUACCCAGCCAACACUCGCAACAAAGCCCAGAAGCAUGACCUCCACAAACACUAAAAGCAGCUCCCACUCACACAUGUAGAACCUCUACACACAGACUGGUGGGAGACAGCGGGAAAUGCUUGCUAGAAGGAAAAUGAUAGUGAGGAGAGGGUUACUAGCAGUGAAAUGGUGGGAAAGAGACAGAAAGUUGGAGAACAGAGGCAGGUGCAUCAUGAGACAGGUAGAAAGACACAGAGAGAAGGAAGAGAAACACCGAGUGAGAACGUGGGGAGAUGACAAAAAUGGGAAAAUAAAUUGCAGUAGAUUUAUGCUUAGAGCAGGAACUUAUACCGGUUACUGAGUAACCACCAGUAGGGCAGGGGGUAAUGGUCUUCGGGGGAAUUUAAUGCUCUUUUAUAAGAAUAUGUUUGACAGUGACUUCCUUUCAGUUAGAAGACGAAGAAAGGAGACGAAUCGAAGUCGUGAAAGAAGAAGAACGAAGAAAAGCAACUGAAGAGAUGGAGAAGUGGAAAGAGCAACAACGGAUAGAAGAAGAACAAAAGAGAAUGCAAAAGAAAAUAGAAGAGGAAAAAAGGAAGAAUAACAUAAAUAAAGCUACAUUCGCAAGUCAGCUUGAGCCCUGUCUUAAAGGUACAGUAUGCAUUACACCAGGAAAUACAUUUUACCCCUUACAAGAAAUGGUUGGCAAGGAAAUGGGGGUAUACUCAGUGCAUUAUACAAUUAACAAAUAAAUAGUGAGAAAUAGUAACAUUAGUGCUGAGUUCCAAAUUACCAUGAAGCAAUAUACAAGGCUUGUUGUACUGUAUAUAAAUAUUGUAGAGUUGUAUUCAAAAUACAGUUUUUCUAGAGAGUCAAGCUUGUUUUCCUCUUUUAGAUUUAGAGUCGAAACAUCAUUUUAGUCAGUGUUUGCCUUUCUGCAGUUUAAUUACACUUGCUGCCAUGCUUUUAGCACAGAUACGAAGCUGUAUGGGGUCCAAUCUGAACCAAGCAUCGCAGAGAUGUAUGUUAGGAGUUCAUUCAUGUACUUACACUGUGACAGAUUUCCCUACAAAUCAUGCCAUUGUACAGAACACUGGUGUGACCUGACUUAGAGUAUUGUACACAGUACUGGAGACCGUAUCUUCAGAAGAGUUCAGAGAAGGGCUACUAAACUGGUUCAUGGAUUGCAGGAUAAAACUUACCAGGAAAGGUUAAAGGAUCUUAACAUGUGUAGCUUGGAGGAAAGACGAGACAGUUGGGAUUUAAAUACAUAACGGGAAUCAACACAGUAAAGGAGGAGACUAUAUUUAAAAGAAGAAAAACUACCACAACAAGAGGACAUGAUCUUAAAUGAGAGGGGCACAAAGGUUUAAAAAUAAUAUCAGGAAGUAUUACUUUACUGAGAGGGUAGUGGAUGCAUGGAAUAGCCUUCCAGCUGAAGUGGUAGAGGUUAACACAGUGAGGGAGUUUAAGCAUGUGUGGGAUAGGCAUAAGGCUAUCCUAACUAUAAGAUAAGGCCAGGGACUAAUGAAAGUAUUUACAAAAUUGGGCAGACUAGAUGGGCCGAAUGGUUCUUUUCUGCCAUCACAUUCUAUGUUUCUACAAGGGUUGCAUUAUGCAAACAGUCACUGGAAGCAGAGAGUUGCAUAUAUGAGCUGUGUUCCUCUGUAAAAUUAUUAUUAUUUAUAAAGCGCCAACAAAUUCUGCAGCGCUGUACAAUGGGUAGACUAACAAACAAGUAUUCAAAACAAGACAAGUUGGACGUACAGGAACAGAGGGGGUUGAGUAAAAUUAAACCGUUUUGUGAGUUGAUACCCAAAUAUUUUUGCCCUUUAUUAUAUAAAUAAUCAUAUAAUUUGUCACUGGGUUUGUAGGACAAUUAACAAGGUGGGUAACUAACUGUGUAUUAUGUCUGCUUCAAAACAUGACAUUUUAUUACAUCACAUAUGUAUUAAUAUUGUGGAAAUCCUCAAUAUAGUGAGGAAUUACUAAUUUUCUCCUCCCAUAACUGUGGCUCUGGAUCACCAAACCUGGGGAGGCACAAUUCCAAACACAUGUUAGAAGAAGAGACGCAGUAAUAGCCUUCCUAGGGCAGUGAUGGCUAAACACAUUAUAAAUACGUAAAUAGAAAAGAAAGCAGAAAUAUAGUAAAAUAUGGAACAUAGCAGGAAAAAGUAAGGCUGCAGCUGAUAUGGUUAUCAGGAGCUCUUAAUCAUAGGUAAUACAUUUUUUUUCUACUGCCUGUUCCAUCCCUGAUACAAUUUCCAGUGUCAUUUUGCAUCUCCUCAUUUAUAAUAUAUUUAAUUGCCUAGCUACAUGUAGCUAACGCUCACUGUCCCCAGGGGAAAGUAUUGUUCUGGGACAAAUCCUCACCACUGCAUGCUGCUAUUCUGCCUGUUAUUGGAUUACUACAUAAUAGUGGAAAUUAUCCGAUUUCAUCAAAAGAGUCAACUUUAUUUCAGUAGUGUGUUGUUUUUUUUGUUUUUUAAUAACAAAUAUGGCCUAUUAUCUCCCAGAAUGUCCCCUAAAUGCUAAUGAUGGAACAUUGUACCAAGUAGCAAGAUAUGUUCUAUUUAGGAAAGGACCGCAUGUCUCGGAUUUUACCUUAUUAAAAUACUGUGUGCUAUAGGGCAGUAGUUCUAUUAAAACCAUGCAAUAUGCAUGUCCCUGGUGUCUGCUCGUCCCAUAACACAGUUAUUAGUUAAUCCUGCAUGCUUUACCUAUCGUAGUAGAAACCGUGAAUUCUACAACAUCAGUAAGUAUAGUUCAUUAAAGGGUAGUGUAAGCUAUUUACAUACUAUGCCUGCUCAAUGAAAUAUCACCACUGAGGGUAAAUCUGGGCUGUUUCUAGGUCUUUGUCUAACAUGGUGCCAUGCCAGCCUUUAGGGCUGUCAAAACAUUUUCGGUGUUGUAGUUCUUCACCAUCUAAUAAUCUACUGUGCAUGUGGCUUUAGUAAUAUCCCUGUCAUUAUAGCUGGACAUUUCCUCUAGUUUUUAGACUGACUGGUCAUUUUAAAAUGUACAGUACUGAGAAAAAAAUAGUUUCCUUUGUUCCUGACUAUUACUUUUUUUUUUUGCUUUAUUAAUGAGAAUGAUAUUUUUAUUUUGAGAAAUGUCAAGUACAGCACUGGAAUGUGAAAGGUUGCUUAGCCUUGAACUAAACCAUCAGUGGCUAGUCUACAUAGAACACUGCCCUCUUUAUCCUUCAGUGAAUCUGUCUAGACAGGAGGCAUCUUUUCACUUGCAUGCCUUCCUUCAAGGUAACAGUAGAUAAAACUUUUUCUUCCAGCCCACAUAUAAAUAGCUUAGUUGGUUAAAUUCCACCAACUGCAGUACCAAUUUACACCCCCUUUUUCAGCUAUCUGAAGCCUAUAUUUCAUCAUUCUGAGGUUGAUCGCUUGUGUGCAGCCAAGUUAGGUACUGCUGAAAAGGAAUAGUUUGGUUUUGAUUGACAGUUUCUUAUAUUUUUAAAAUUUUUGCGUACUAAUGCCUCCCUUUUCCACAUCUUAGUCGUUAUCUCCCAAUUGUUUCCCUCAGCUGGGUAUUUUGUCUAUAAAUAUCUUGUCGUUACGGAAAGUAAAGAAGAAGGAAUUCUCCUGUUAAAAGGGCUCUUAACAGCACAGCUAUCUUUGGAGAAUUGCGUGUUCCACUGCCACUGUAUUCAGUGAACUGAAAUCACAUACCCUUUUAACCCAUUGUUGUUGAUGAAGCAGCAACAUAUUGCAUAGCUCUUUACAGCUGGCAAACCAAACACACAAGUAAUUGUGACAAUCAAGUUUGACAUACAGAGAAAUGUGAAACAGGCUUUGCUCAACCAAUCUCUUUAUAAAAAAAAACUGUGGAUCACUCAAGAUGUGUUUAUAAGCAAGUGUGUCAAACUGAUUGUGUGUGACUAUAGAAAAGUGUGUGUGUUUGACCCAUGUCUGCCCUCUUGUGGUUAAAGUUGGUACAUUAAAAUUAUACAUUAUUUACCCCAUGCCAUCUAGUGUACUAAAUCAUGAUGCUACCUCCACUAGAAUUCAAUAUCAAGUGCUACGAUAAUCUGUUGAAUGGUUUUCAAACUAACAGGCUACGUAUCAUGCUACUGGAAUGGUUUCAGUUGGCAUGUUUUGCACGCACAUGAAUGUAAGGGAGAGAUAUAAAUGAGUCCACUGAAUAUGGUGACUGGAUGCAGCUGGGUAGUGAUUGAAAGUAGGACUGGCCAUUUAAAUAAAACAUGUUUUGUUUACCAGGUCAUGAAAAGAAUGGCACUCAGGUUGGGAAAAAAGUUGAAGAGAAAGUCCUUCCUCCCACUCGAACAAAUGGCUGUAUUAAAAUUACCUUUACUCCUCGAGUCUUCCCCACAGCUGUCAGGGAAUCUCGGGUGGAAGAAGAGGAGGAGGUAUGCCAUAUUCAUUUAUUUUAUAUUUUAAUGGAGUGUGGUACUGCCAGUGCUGAUGUCUUUUUAUAUGUGUGAUAAUUGACAAGGAAAUUGCAAAUUCUAAGUUGAAGCAGCACCACUGGAAUAAUCUAGACAUUUCAGCCUUUAUGUAAUAAGUCAUAUUUUAGUUGGUGGGUAAGGUUUAAAGGGACACUAUAGUCACCAGAACAUCUACAGCUUAAUGUAGUUGUUCUGGUGAGUAUAUUCAUUGCCUUCAGGCAUUUUCAGAGAAAAGGCAGUGUUUACAUUGCCCCUAGGGACACCUCCAAGUGGCCACACCUCAGAUGGCCGCUGGAGGUGCUUCCUGGCUCAGUGCUGCACAGUAGGCAGCAGUGCUUUGCAGUGUCCUGAAUUUUCCUCAUAGAGAUGUAUUGAUUCAAUGCAGCUCUAUGAGGAGGUGCUGAUUUGGCUCUGUCCCUUUGCCGAUUUUAGCCAAUCCAAUGCUCUCCCCAAUUCAUGGGGAUGAUGAUGUCACCAAGGGGUGGGAAGUAAGGUGAGUUUUAUAAACUUUUAAGGAGGCUAAGGGGGGGGGCAAGCCACCUAAAUGGUGGGUUAAACACUAUAGGGUCAGGAAUACAUGUUUGUGUUUCUGACCGUAUAGUGUUCCUUUAAUAUACCAUAAUACUGCAAUUAUUCAAUUUGUGUGAAAAGUCAUAAAGAUUAAAAUAACUUCAUUGAUUUUUACAUAAAGGCACAUUUAUUUAGCUCCUUCAUUUCUUAUUCAGUGGUUAAAUAAGCAGGCUGAGGCCAGGAGAGCUAUUAACCUUGACGACAAAGAACUUCAAGAUUUAAAGGAAGAAGAGAAGAACCCAGACUGGCUAAAGGAUAAAGGAAAGUAUGCAUUCUUUAUGUAUUUUUUAUAUAUAUUCAUCCUUGCAGAAUACUAGCGAGGGAUAUCUGACUGAGAACAGGUCACCCAGGAAAUGGUGAUAACAUUAUGGAUGUGUGUUCACCUAUGCAGUGUGCCACUGGUUACCCCACAUUUACUAGACCAUUUUUCAGAACACAACACUUUUUUUUGUUAUACAUAUGCAUUUGAGUAAGACAGAGGCUGCAUCAGGACCAUCAAAUCUAAAUGCAGGCUACAAGGAAUCUGUAAACGAAAGACUAGUUAGUGGUCAAAAAGGGAUUAGAUCAUAGAGAACACAGUUGAAGAUGUGUCCCAUAAUUAGUGAAAUUGUUGGGUAUAAAUAUAUAUUUCAGCCUGCUCCAAUCAAUUCAAUUUGCAACCCAUUUUGUUCUUUUUGGUUUAUUUAACCAAUAAUUAUUUCUGGCCAGCGACUUUUAAGGACCAAGUCAGAAAAGCAAAAAUGUAGUAUGUUGUCUCCCGAUACACGCCAAUAAUUAGAAAAAUCCAGGUUUACAUCUUUAAUUGAUGCUGGUGUGGGACCACAAUUGUUACCAUAUUGUUGAUAACUUUGAAAUGGAACAUCAUGUGAUAGCGAUUUGUUCAUUAAACACCAAAUUGUAGUGAAUUGCAAAAUCUAUGCUCAAUUAGCCCAGCAGUAACUCUAGCUGAAUUGGAGAAUUUUUCAAUUUCCUCUAAAAUUUUAAAUUUGCUGCAAUACAUUGUUUCUGGAGUAAACAUUAUAAAGCAGACAUAAUAAUCAUCAAUCACAUCUACAUGAUUCCCUUUGCUCUGAAUAUUGACCUGUGCCAGUUCCAUCUGAAAUACACAUUUAUAUGUGUAAAUACUGCUAUAAAAUGCUAAAUGGUAUUACAGAAUAAAAAUAUUCCCUUAAACUAUAAUGUUCUAUUUAGUAAAUGAAUUGUUCCCAUUGCUAAUGAUUCAGAUUAAAGAAACAGAACGAUUUUAUAGAUUAGUAAUUUCAGUCAUUUUUCCUAUUGUGUGUGUCAGUAUAAUUUUUAACAAAGGGGAAUAUCUUUAUUUACCAGAUUAAGGACUUUAAUAGUCACUGUACCUAAUAAUAAGACAUGGGAAAGUGGUUUCAUGCAGCAGGUAGACAGUGACCCUCUAACAGCUGUUUUACAUCUUCCACAUCCAUGGAGAGAGCUUUGUGCUCCUAUAUUUCUACAACUAGAUCAAAUGUAAUGGCCAGUAUAUGGGUCAUCAAAAUUCACAAAAAUGGCACAGAAUUUCAAAUUAUAAGGCAAAAUAACAACCAAAAAAAUAUCAAAAUCAAUUACUUUUUCAGCUGUAAUAUUUUCCUUACAAUUCAUCGUUUGUGAACACCAGUAUUUUUGAGAAUGCCAAUGACCACAAAGAGGUCGAUUUAUUUACUAUAGAGGCUUUUAUUUAUUUUUGGAAGUAACUGCUGUGCUAUUCCCUACUAUGGCUCACAAGCUGAUUUCAUUGUGAAGCUCAUUGCAUUUGGCAUAAGUGCAGCGUUUCCAUGAUGCCCAGAGUAAAUGGCUAAUUAAAGCAACAAUCGUUUUGCUAAAGAAAAAGUACUUUUGUGCUUCCCGAAAACAGCUAUAAAGCAGUCUGACUUUUUUUUUCCUUUGUGCAGAACACAAAGGGUUAAAACCUUGUUCACUUUAAUGCUCCCCGCUAAUUAUAUUAUCUCUUUUGCCGCAGUAAACUAUUUGCAGCUGGGGACUAUCUCGCAGCUGUGAACGCACUCAACCUGGCGAUACGCUUAAACGGGAAAAUUCCGGCGUUAUAUCUCAAUCGAUCUGCCUGCCACCUUAAAUUAAGGAACCUGCAUAAAGCUAUUGAAGACUCCUCAAAGGUAUACCUACAUAUUGAAGCUCAUCCUUCACAAUCUAUACUUCUUGCCUGCAGUGGGAAGAUUCUGUAUACUAGCAUUCAAGCACGGACAAUUGAAGUUGAGGCCAUCAUUCAGGAUAGACUUUGCAUGACCUUCUAUAAAUUGAUUUUAUUGUGAAACGUUAAAGGUUGUAGCUUAGUCUCUUAGGAACCGUUAUACCUGCAUGUUUAUUUCUUAAAGAUUUUUUUUCCACACAAAAUACUGUUAUACAUUCUCAAAUCAAUAUUUAUCCGCCCCCUAACCAUUAUUUAAAAUACCAGUCCAAAGCUUAACCCUUAUAGUGCUACUGAGGGAACGUGAGCUGGAAUGACCAAUUGCCUUAGGACAGGAAUAGCCAAAAGCUAAAUUUCCAGCUGUCGUAGGACCUACAGCCAUCCUGAUGAUUUGUUAGACUUGAGGCUGGCAAAGCAUCAUGGGAGUUGUAGUUUAACAAUAGCUACCAAAAGCUAGGAGAGACUAUUGUAUAGACUAUUGUAUAGGUUUUUUUGAUUUCUGAUGAAUGCAGUGAGGAUGUCAACAGAUUAUAAAUGUAUACUUAAACUCUGUUCCAGUCCAUUGCUGUGAGAACAACUUGCUAGGUCCUAAUGUAAAGAGAACUUAAAUUCUUCUUCUUCUUCCCUGUCUGACAAAUAAAUGCGUUAUUUGUGUAGAGUUUGCAAGUUUAGGAUGAGAAUUUGCAGAAUAAAGAUGGAACUGAUAGAUUUUGAAGUGCACACCACAAAGGCCACUCAGAGUACAAUCUACAAUGAAUCUAUAUGUCCUGUUGCUGAGAAUAUGUUUUGAUAUUAUGUUUUUUUUGUUUUGUAUUUGUGUGUGUGUUUGUGUUUUUUGUUGUUGUUUUUUUUUUUUAACAAUAUUAUUGGGUAUCUGUCCUGCCUCUUUCACAAAACCAGCUAUGAUGCUCACACCGUAGAUAUAUAAAACUGAAAUAACAGACUCUGCUUUUCUAAAUACAGGCAAUAUUUGGGUUUUCUUUGGUAUCAAUAGGAAAAUGUACUAGUUAUAUUUACUACUAGACUUAUAAAAUUUAUGUUGUAGAUAUGGGAUAGAAAAAAAAUAAAUGCAGGCUUGUAUGUUGGUUUUAUCUAACGGUAUGUCUUCUGGAUUAAUGUAGGCGUUGGAACUUCUUAUCCCACCUGUCCCAGACAAUGCAGGUGCCAGAGUUAAAGCUCAUGUGAGACGGGGAACAGCAUUCUGUGAGCUGGAGCUCUAUGUAGAAGGUAAAAACACUUACUCCUUAUGGAGGAACGCUCGGUUUACUGUAACACCACUUUUAAAUGUAGUGAGUUAGAUCUGUACAAAUCACACCUACAUCACGACAUAUGAUGGAUAACAUAACAAUUGGCAAUUUAGGUAACUUGGGUAGUGGGAGAACUUUAUCAAGCAAUGAAAGAUUAUAAAAUCUCUACAUUCAUGUACAUAAAUAUCCUAAUUAACAGACUGUAUCAAUUUACGUCCACUGCCUUUGAAGUGAUCAUCCACAGCCACAUGUGAUGGAUGAGACUAGUGGGAGUUAUACUUCUGGACAGCAACUGCUACCAUAAAUUCAACCCUUUUCUGAUUUGCAUGCAGGGAAGCUAGGAAGACAAAAUUAUGCUGUCUCUUUCCUUUCCAUAUACAUACGCACAAAGUUUUAGUACAUAAACACACACGAUGUGGAUGUAUAUUUCAUAAAUUAUAAAGCUAUUUUAGUUUUUUUUUUUUUUUAUAAAUAAUACCAUUGAACUUUCAUAAUAUUCUUUAUCAUUUUGUCAGUUUUACAUUUAAAAGAACACCCCAAGCACUAUAACCACUACAAAUUGCUGUAGUGAUUAUUGUGCCAGAAGCGCCAUGGCACCCCAUUGUAUAGAGUCAUACAGUCAACUGAGGAGAGCUAGUGUAAGUUCUUGCUUAAGAACAUCCUGCUCAACGCCAGACUCCAGGUAGGUAGUCAUACUGUUCAAAAACUGUUUCACUACUUAUAAUACAGAGGUGUGGGGGGUGCUAGGGCACUCCUGGUACCAGAACAACUACCGCCAGCUGGAGUGGUUAUGGUUAGGGAUCGACCGAUUAUCGGUUUUACCGAUAUAAUCGGCCGAUAUUCGGUAUUCUCGGCAAUAUCGGUAUCGGCCAAUUCAGAUACCGAUAUUGCCGAUAAUACCUCCUAGGACUGCCAGGCUCAUUACAAGCCCGGCGGUCCUGGGGGGGCGGAGAGCAAGCGCUUACUCACCUCCCAGCAGCUCCUCCAGCUCCCCAGUGUAACUCUCGCGAGACCCGCGGCCGUCAGAGCGUUGCCAUGGAUCACCAUGGCAACGCUCCGCGCGACACGCUGGCCGCGAGAGUUACACUGGGGAGCUGGAGGAGCUGCUGGGAGGUGAGUAAGCGCUUGCUCUGCCCCCCCCCAGCUCAGCCAAUACCACUGGACCACCAGGGACUGUCAUAUCCCCCCUCCCUGGCCAGGUAACAAGCAGGGAGGGGGGACAACAAAAAUAAAUAAUAAAGUAAAUAUAAUUUUUUUUUAAAUAAUUUAAUAAAAAAUGCCCCCUCACACACUGCAUUAUAUACACAUACACUACACAAACACACUGUGUAGUGCAGUGUGUGUGUGUAGUGUGUGUAUAUAAUGCAGUGUGUUUGUGUAGUGUGUGUAUAUAAUGCGGUGUGUGUUUGUGUAGUGUGUGUAUAUAAUGCGGUGUGUGUUUGUGUAGUGUGUGUAUAUAAUGCGGUGUGUGUUUGUGUAGUGUGUGUAUAUAAUGCAGUGUGUGUUUGUGUAGUGUGUGUAUAUAAUGCGGUGUGUGUUUGUGUAGUGUGUGUAUAUAAUGCAGUGUGUGUUUGUGUAGUGUGUGUAUAUAAUGCAGUGUGUGUUUGUGUAGUGUGUGUAUAUAAUGCAGUGUGUGUAUAUAAUGCAGUGUGUUUGUGUAGUGUGUGUAUAUAAUGCAGUGUGUGUUUGUGUAGUGUGUGUAUAUAAUGCAGUGUGUGUAUAUAAUGCAGUGUGUGUUUGUGUAGUGUGUGUAUAUAAUGCAGUGUGUGUUUGUGUAGUGUGUGUAUAUAAUGUAGUGUGUGUAUAUAAUGCAGUGUGUGUUUGUGUAGUGUGUGUAAAUAAUGCAGUGUGUGUUUGUGUAGUGUGUGUAUAUAAUGCAGUGUGUGUUUGUGUAGUGUGUGUAUAUAAUGCAGUGUGUUGUGUAGUGUGUGUAUAUAAUGCAGUGUGUGUUUGUGUAGUGUGUGUAUAUAAUGCAGUGUGUGUUUGUGUAGUGUGUGUAUAGUGUGUGUUUGUGUAGUGUGUGUAUAUAAUGUAGUGUGUGUAUAUAAUGCAGUGUGUGUUUGUGUAGUGUGUGUAUAUAAUGCAGUGUGUGUUUGUGUAGUGUGUGUAUAUAAUGCAGUGUGUUUGUGUAGUGUGUUUAUAUAAUUCGGUGUGUGUUUAUGUAGUGUGUUUGUGCAGUGUGUGUUUGUGUAGUGUGUAUAUAAUGCAGUGUGUGUGUUUGUGUAGUGUGUUUAUAUAAUGCAGUGUGUGUGUGUGUUUGUGUAGUGUGUUUAAUGCAGUGUGUGUAGUGUGUGUAUAUAAUGCACACUACACAAACACACUGCAUUAUAUACACACACUAUACAAACACACACACUCUGCAUUAUAUAAACACACUACAUUCACUAUACACACACUACAUUCACUAUACACACACAGUCUGCAUUCAUUAUAUACACACACACUUUGCAUUUAGUAUAUACAGCAUUCACUUUACGCACACUACCCACACACUACACAAACACUCUGCUUUCAUUAUAUGCACACUACACUAAUACACACUGCAUCCACUACACACACUAGACAAAUACACACUGCAUCCACUACACAAACACACACUGCAUCCUCCACACACUACACAAACACACAAACACACUACACAAACACACACUGCAUCCACAACACACACACUGCAUCCACUACACACAGCUCCCCUGUCACACUGUAUCCACUACACGUGGCAUGUAUAUUUUGUGCAUUUACCUUUAGAAAUAGUUUUUAUUUUGGUAAAUGUACAGAAUAUCGGCAAAUUAUAUCGGCUAUCGGCCUGAAAGUUCACAGAAUAUCGGUAUCGGUAUCGGCUCUGAAAAAUCAAUAUCGGUCGAUCCCUAGUUAUGGUACAUGGAGAAUUUAUUUAAUAGUCUAUGGACUGCAAUUAGAAGAUAGCUCUUAGAGCGGACGGUCGCAGGAUUGCUGAGCUCCAGGCCUGAAACUGACAAAACCCACUAAAAACACCCACAAUCGGGUCAAAUCCAACCCAGACGGACCCAAACGUUUAGGUAAACGCGAUGGGGCGAAAGACAAAGAAGUUAAAGCCCGAAAAACUCCACCCGGGCACACAUAUUGGCGAGUUGUGGCGGAAGGCCCAAGAAGCCUCUCUCCCUCACAUGGCGUCCCUCCAUGGCGGAUCCUCAGACUUCUACAGUGAGUCUUCGGAUGAAGCAGAAGGGGAGCCCCUACAAGCCAACCCCAAACUCCCACUGAAUCGAACACAGCCCCCACCACCCGCCGCAACCCCUACCCCGGUGAGCAUGGAGGCCAUCAGAGAAUUAAUGGCAGACCACCAUAAAAAAAUAUCAGCGGAUGUGGCCUCAAUUCGGGACACGCUGAAGGGCCUCAGUGGACGACUUGGAGCUGUGGAACACACCACGCAAGCCCAAGACACACAUAUCAAGGAGCUACAGCAAGAGAUACUGGCGCUGAGGAACCUGUCCAAACAAAAUGACUUACGGUUUGCAGAGCUGGAAGAUAAACGUCGGCUGAAGCAUCUCAAGAUCAGAGGAAUAACAGAUACUGUGACGGACUCUGAACUGCCCCAUUUCGUGCGGCGGCUCCUCACGAUAAUGCUAAACCCAAAACAUGCUAAAGCAGUGAUACUGGAUGAAAUAUUCCGUAUCCCAAAACCCUCUAAAGCUCCAGACGCAGCCACCCGUGAUGUGAUCCUGCAGUUUCAAGCCCAAAGAGACAGAUCCGCAGUUCUGGCCGUGGCCAGGCUCCAACAGACCUACCCCUUCGAAGGCAUGAACCUAAUGUUUUAUGCGGACCUCUCGGGAGCCACUUUAGCCUGGAGGAGAUCCCUGCAACAAUUGACAUCACUUCUGCGUGAGAAACAUGUCACAUACCGCUGGGGCACGGCUCACACCCUGACGGUAACAAAAGGCGAAGAUACGCAUAAAAUUCACUGCAUACAAGAGGCACCGAUGAUCCUGGGGCUGCUCGGCCUCCCCCCGAACGCAUUGACCCAGCCAGCACCUAAGGACAGACCUCGGAGCCCCCAAGUUGGGAAACAGCUAGCGCUGCUGAAUUUGUCCCCAGACGACAGAAAGAAUCACCCACCGUCGCUGCCACGACCUGAAGGUCAAUUCUGGACUGUGUGAGUUACCGGGACAUUGCCCCACCAUCAGGCAUAUUAUGCAUAGGGACGGCCAUGCACAACCCAAACCCACACUACUGAACAACCCAAUCGUUUCCACCCCAUCAUUAUGUUUAGCACUAUGACUUCAACUGUUUCCCCUUUCCUUGUUAUUUUCUCUCGAACACCAUAGUGAGCUUGUAGUUCACACCAACCAGUUAAAUCUGACGCCAGAAAUGUUCACUCACCUCUUAGUACACUCGAUAUUGCCUUGCCAAAUUAUAACAAUAUACAUUGUUUUAUUCCUGAUACGACACUGUUUGUGCCCAUAGACCUGUGGUCGCGAAUGAGGCACUAUGGAAUUAUAUGUACUAUGCAUAGCAUAACAAAAACUAACUUUUAAGGGAGGGAAAAGAUAGGUUAUCAAAGGAGAAGAGGAGGAGGGGAAAGGGGAGGAAUAAUCUAGGUGUUAAGGUGUAUUGGACUGCUCACACCCGAGUUCUGUUGUCUUCCUAGUUUAUCGUAUUUUAUUACACUUUUUCAUCACCUAGUACUUCGACCAUCAAACGUAGUCUCUGGUACAAACUCGCAUAUUAGUCACUAUUUAUGUUAAGCUUGAUCUCCCCGCUGACAUAACCAUAAGAAAUGAACGCUGAGUACCCACCUCAGCAUCCUUACGGGUGAUUCUUCUGUGUAUAACUUAACCAGAGACCGCUUAGGUCAAAAAAUGCCAGAUUGUUUAUUUCCCUUUAUUUUUUUAUGCUAACGUGGACAUGGUAUGUCCCUCUCUGUUUGGUGGUAUAUUGCUUUCCUUAUAUAUUUACCUUUAACAUUUAACCUAAUUUUCAUUUAAUUGUACUUAACCUAGCCAAACUUUAUUAUUUUCUAUCAAGUCAGUAAGUCAACCAGUAUUAACACCUGUACUUAUAGCCUUAACUGACACGCAAGACUAAAACUUAUAAAUAUAACUUCGCCUACAACCUACAACUUAACGUUAAUUAAUAUGCUGAUAUCUCCACGUUACUACUGUAUCAAAGCUGUGUUUAUGCUUUCUGAAUUUACCAUUGUGACAAAGACAAAUGUUCAGCACAUCUCAAGCGUUGCUCCCUCAUUGCUUAUAUUUUCUUUCAUAAAACUAAAAUUGUGCUGUAUAGUCAUAUGCCACGUUAUGUUUCCUCUGUAUAUUACUGCUUGUGACUGCUGUUGUGGCUGAACAAGCCUAUUGUUAAUCCAUGCACUUCAAAAAUAAAGAAUUAAAAAAAAAAAAGAAGAUAGCUCUUAGAUUUGAGUGCAUUUCACCUUGAGAAAAAUAAUAAACUAUUUCAAGCUCGUACAACUACCAGAUAAACAGUGCUGACCUGUGUGCCCUCAUACAGAAAUUUACAAAGCAUUAAUUUGAUAAGAGCAGGAUACAAUCAUUUGUGUCUCUUUUUACAUUAUCGUUUCAUUUGUUACUGGAGUCAUUCAAUGACGACAGAGAAAUCUAUUAAAAUGACUUAUCCCUUGGUGAACAACUCAACCUUAUCUGAAACAACUUGCUUGUGCGCAGACGUUUCUAGGAAUCUUUAAAUGUUCGUCAUUGGAUUACUAAGUAAACUGCUUUCUGCAGAAAAAUGCACGCAGUCGCCAAAGUUUAAUAUCAAUGUUUAGGGAACCCAUUGUUCAUUUGAAUUACUUUUCGUUCACCCCUUGACUAGCUAAUUACAGGUUUCUGAGUAAUGUUUGUGUUGACCAAAUCAAAACACAACUUAAAGGGGUAAUCUGUGCACCAUAACUACUACAGCUUCUUUUAGUUAUGCUACGAUGAAUCUAUAGCCACUAUUCCAGUGUUCUCUUAUACCGUUUUGAAGCCGUUUGAUAAAACUGGAACUCUCCCAGGCACCCAUAUUCUGCAUUAUCUUCCUUCACAGUGAUAAUGUGAAUUACACUUCCACAUUCGCAAAUCCGAGUCUAAAUAAUGAUUCUGUUGCAUUUAACAGGCCUUCUGGAUUACGAAGCUGCUCUUAAAAUUGAUCCCACCAAUGAAAAUGUGAAAUUUGAUGCUGAGAAAAUACGGCAGAUUAUCCAGAAUUCUUCUCCUGGUGUUGAAUGAUCAAAAACACUUUGUGUAUAUAUUUAUAACCUGUUUAUGUGAAAAAGUGGAAUGAAU